UGUUCUUUCGCUCCGCACUGCUGCACUGGUGCAACAAGUUAGAGUGAGACAAAUAUAUAUUUGUUUCACUCUAACUUAUUGCAGCAGUGCAGAGCGAAAGAACAGAUCUUUUUCUGUCUCUGUGUUUCGUGUGAUCUUGCAUCUUGGUUUUUGUCAUUAUGGGUAUCGAUAUCACUCAUAAGCACGAUAGAAAAGUGCGACGAACGGAGCCCAAAUCUCAAGAUGUAUACCUACGUUUGUUGGUUAAGCUUUACAGAUUUUUGGCCAGAAGAACAAACUCCAAGUUCAAUAGGAUAGUAUUGAAAAGACUAUUUAUGAGCAAAGUAAACAAGCCACCGAUUUCUGUUGCACGUGUUAUACGACACAUGAACAAACCAAGUCGUGAUAACUGCAUAGCGGUUGUUAUUGGUACAAUCACGGAUGAUUCCAGGAUCUUUGAAGUUCCAAAACUGACGGUGUGUGCAUUACGCGUAACCGAGAAAGCUAGGGGUCGCAUUCUGAAAGCUGGGGGUGAGGUGAUAACGUUCGAUCAGCUGGCGUUACGCGCACCAACCGGCAAACGCACGAUACUGAUACAAGGACCUCGAAAGGCUCGCGAGGCGCAAAAGCACUUUGGACCAGCACCUGGCGUGCCGCAUUCGCAUGCGAAACCGUUGGUGCGAUCAAAGGGCCGAAAGUUCGAACGGGCGAGAGGCCGCAGGCGCGGUUGCGGUUACAAGAAAUAAGAUUAAAUCGAACGUCUUGUCUCGUAAACGUAAUUUCUCUAGACAUCCUUCAUCUUGUGAAUGAUCAUGCAAUAAGACAAUUACGAGAUUAAGA
Messenger RNA from Odontomachus brunneus, 819 nucleotides. It is a transcript of the gene RpL18, whose product is annotated as 60S ribosomal protein L18-like. The transcript has 4 exons. Gene Ontology annotation, cellular component: cytosolic large ribosomal subunit; ribosome. Gene Ontology annotation, molecular function: structural constituent of ribosome; RNA binding. The record is from RefSeq and is a predicted model, not a curated record. NCBI's taxonomy places the organism in Eukaryota, Metazoa, Arthropoda, Insecta, Hymenoptera, Formicidae. Gene Ontology annotation, biological process: translation. Bases 159 to 725 code for a protein of 188 amino acids.